This is a messenger RNA of Salvia miltiorrhiza (redroot sage), 1350 nucleotides long. Its product is annotated as zinc transporter 8-like. The transcript has 3 exons. Gene Ontology annotation, molecular function: zinc ion transmembrane transporter activity. Gene Ontology annotation, biological process: zinc ion transmembrane transport. NCBI's taxonomy places the organism in Eukaryota, Viridiplantae, Streptophyta, Magnoliopsida, Lamiales, Lamiaceae. The record is from RefSeq and is a predicted model, not a curated record. The coding region runs from base 178 to 1218 and encodes 346 amino acids. Gene Ontology annotation, cellular component: plasma membrane.
CAACUGUUUAAUUCAGAUCUUAACAAAUCCCUCAACACUAAAAAAAAAAACAAAUCUCAUUUCAUCACUUUGUCGUCAUCAUCUCUAAAAACCUCACUUAUAAAUAUUGAUCAGCUCAAAAUCCCUAAUUAAUCACAUCUCGAAGAAAUUAGUUUUUUUUUUUUUUUCGAGAUUAAUAUGAAGAAUCUUCUUUUCGCCGCGAUCGCAUUGCUAAUUCCGGCGGCGGCGCUCGCCGCCUGCACGUGCGAGGCAGAGGAGGAGGAUCGCGACAAAGCCCUAGCGCUGACGUACAAGGCGGCGGCGCUAGUGUCGAUUCUAGUGGCGGGCGCCGCCGGCGUGUGCCUCCCGGUGGCGGCACGGCGGUGGCCGGCGCUGUCCCCGGAGAGCGGCCUCUUCUUCGCGGUGAAGGCGUUCGCCGCCGGCGUGAUCCUGUCGACGGGGUUCAUACACGUGCUGCCCGACGCAUUCGACAGCCUGACGUCGCCAUGCAUCCCCGAGCGCCCGUGGGGGGAUUUUCCGUUCACCGGGUUCGUCGCGAUGGUGGCCGCGAUCGGGACUCUCAUGGUGGAUAGUUACGCGACGUCGUAUUAUAGGCGGCGGGCGAAUGUGCAUGCGCCCGCGAAGGACUGCGGCGGUGGGGAUGAGGAGAUGUUGGUUGUUCACGCUCAUGCGAUGCACGAUCAUGCACACGGGUUGGUGCCGUCGUCGGAUGAGUCGGAUUCCGACGACGCCGAGCUUCUUCGCCACCGUGUCAUCUCACAGGUGUUGGAAUUGGGAAUUAUUGUACAUUCUGUGAUAAUUGGAAUAGCAUUAGGGGCUUCGCAAAGUCCAAAAACAAUAAAACCUUUGAUUGCUGCACUCUCUUUUCAUCAAUUUUUCGAAGGCAUUGGUCUUGGAGGAUGCAUAACUCAGGCAAAAUUUAAUGUACGUGUUGUGGCGACGAUGGCGAUUUUCUUCUCCCUCACGACGCCAGUAGGUAUCGCUGUAGGUAUUGGAAUAACUAAUAUCUACAGCGAGACGAGCACGACGGCCCUUAUCGUCGAAGGCGUCUUCAAUUCGGCGUCGGCCGGCAUCUUGAUAUAUAUGGCAUUGGUUGAUCUUCUCUCCGCCGAUUUCAUGAGCCCUAGACUUCAAAAUAAUGGAAAGCUUCAACUAGGGGCAAAUUUGUCACUUCUCAUUGGGGCAGGGUGUAUGUCCCUUUUGGCCAAAUGGGCUUAAAUUUCGAAUCGUUUGUCAUCUUCAUUUUUUAAUUUUUGGCAUUUUAUGUGAGUUUGUUAGAUAGUUAUAGUAUCCAUUUGUGUAAAGUAAAAAAAAAAAACAUUAUUCAAGGUUUUAAUUAUCUAUCACAUA